UUUUGUCUGUCACUCCCUCUCACACCACCGUGAGAGCCACAGGACACAUGCUGUCCUCCAACACACCCACACACAGACACUGAGAGAAGAGAGAGUAAGAGCGUGUGUGUGAGAGAGUGGAGAGACAGACAGAGAGAGAGAGAGAGAGAAGGAAAGAAUAAGAGAGAGAGAGGGAGAGAAACGGAAGGGUUUUGUGGUCUCUCCUGAGGAGCUGCUGGUGAAGCUGGGAGCAGGAUGGCUGAUGGAGAAGGAGGAGAUGAGGAGAUCCAGUUCCUGCGAACGGAUGACAUAAUAGUGCUUCAGUGUUCAGCGACCAUCCUGAAGGAGCAGAUCAAACUGUGCCUGUCCUGUGAAGGCUUUGGGAACCGAUUGUGCUUCCUUGAAAACACUUCCAAUGCCCAGAAUGUGCCCCCUGACCUGGCGAUCUGCGCCUUUGUGCUGGAGCAGUCGCUCUCGGUGCGAGCUCUGCAGGAGAUGCUGGCCAACACCGUGGAUCUGAGUGAGGCAGUCGAUUUGGACCAAUGGUCCUCCCAAGGAGGCGCCCACAGGACCCUGCUGUAUGGCCAUGCUAUCCUCCUGAGACACAACCACUCAAGCAUGUACCUCAGUUGCCUGACCACCUCACGUUCACUCACAGACAAGCUGGCCAUUGAUGUGGGCUUGCAAGAAGACUCUACAGGUGAAGCAUGCUGGUGGACUAUCCAUCCUGCCUCCAAGCAAAGGUCAGAAGGUGAGAAGGUCAGAGUGGGAGACGACCUCAUCCUGGUUAGCGUGUCGUCUGAGAGAUACCUGCAUCUGUCAAUGGCCAGCGGAGAUCUGAUGGUGGACGCCUCGUUCAUGCAGACGCUCUGGAACAUGAACCCAGUGUGUUCAGGCUGUGAGCUUGCUGAAGGAUUCUUAACUGGAGGCCAUGUUCUGCGCUUGUUCCACGGUCAUAUGGACGAGUGUUUGGCCAUAUCACCUCCUGAUCAAGGAGAAGAUCAGCGCAUGAUUGCUCAGUAUGAGUCGGGAGCCGUGUGCAGUCAAGCUCGCUCUUUGUGGAGACUUGAACCUCUGAGAAUCAGCUGGAGUGGAGGUCACAUGAAGUGGGGUCAGGCGUUCCGCAUUCGCCAUAUCUCCACCGGCCGUUAUGUGUGCCUGGAUGAGGAGAAGGGUCUGAUGGUGCUCGAUCCAGAGAAAGCUAACACCAAACUCUCUGCCUUCUGCUUCCGUGCCUCUAAGGAGAAGGUGGAAGUGGCUAAGAAGCGGGAUGUGGAGGGUAUGGGUAUACCUGAGAUCAAAUACGGUGAAUCCAUGUGUUUCGUGCAGCACGUCUCCACAGGCCUUUGGCUCACCUACGCCGCACUCGAUGCCAAAGCAGCUCGUCUGGGUACCAUGAAGAGAAGGGUCAUUCUGCAUCAGGAGGGCCAUAUGGACGACGCGCUGCUGCUGUCGCGCUCUCAGACAGAGGAGUCUCAGGCAGCACGAAUGAUCUACAGCACCACGGGCCUUUUUAAUCAGUUCAUCAAAGGUCUGGACUCUCUGAGUGGAAAAAACAGGGCACCGGGGCCGGUCACGCUGCCCCUGGACGCGGUGAUUCUCUCUCUUCAGGACCUGAUCCACUACUUCCGGCCCCCGGAGGAGGAACUGGAGCACGAGGAGAAGCAGACGAAGCUGCGCUCCCUGCGCAACCGACAGAAUCUCUUCCAGGAAGAGGGGAUGAUCACCAUCGUGCUGGAGUGCGUGGACAGGCUGAACGUGUACAACACUGCUGCACACUUCUCUGAGUUUGCUGGAGAGGAGGCUGCUGAGUCCUGGAAGGAAAUAGUCAACUUGCUGUAUGAACUGCUGGCCUCUCUUAUCAGAGGGAACCGUUCUAACUGUGCUCUGUUCUGUGAUAAUCUGGACUGGCUGGUCAGCAAGUUGGAUCGUCUGGAGGCUUCCUCAGGCAUUCUGGAGGUGCUGUACUGCGUUUUGAUUGAAAGUCCUGAAGUUCUGAACAUCAUCCAAGAAAACCACAUCAAGUCCAUCAUCUCUCUUCUCGACAAGCACGGACGCAAUCACAAGGUUUUGGACGUGCUGCGCUCUCUGUGUGUGUGUAACGGUGUGGCUGUGAGGUCCAAUCAAAAUCUUAUCACAGAAAAUCUGCUUCCGGGUCGUGACCUUCUGCUGCAAACCAGCAUUGUAAACUAUGUAACGAGUGUGAGGCCCAAUAUCUUCCUGGGGACGUGUGAAGGCUCAACACAGUAUAAGAAAUGGUACUACGAGAUGAUCGUGGACUACGUAGAGCCGUUUGUGACACUCCAGGCAUCACAUCUGCGGGUUGGCUGGGCUCUGACUGAGGGCUACAGCCCGUACCCUGGAGGAGGAGAGGGCUGGGGAGGCAAUGGGGUUGGAGAUGACCUGUAUUCAUAUGGAUUUGAUGGCCUUCAUCUGUGGUCAGGUCAUGUGCCUCGUCAGGUAGCAUCACCCAGUCAGCACAUCCUGGCAGCAGAUGACGUUGUGAGCUGCUGUUUGGAUCUGAGCGUGCCCAGUAUCUCUUUCCGCAUUAAUGGACAUCCUGUUCAGGGCAUGUUUGAGAACUUCAACUUGGACGGCCUCUUCUUCCCUGUUAUAAGCUUCUCAGCUGGAGUCAAAGCUCGCUUCCUCCUGGGUGGUCGUCAUGGCGAGUUUAAGUUCCUCCCUCCUCCCGGCUAUGCUCCGUGCUAUGAGGCCCUCCUGCCCAAAGAGAGGAUGCGCAUUGAGCCUAUUAAAGAGUACAAGCAUGACUUUGACGGAGUCCGAAACUUUCUGGGCCCCGUUGAGUCCCUCACACACACCUCAUUUACACCCUGUCCUGUAGACACUGCUCAGAUCGUGUUGCCUCCUCAUUUGGAGCGAAUCAGGGAGAAGCUGGCUGAGAACAUUCAUGAGCUGUGGGCUGUCACGCGCAUCGAGCAGGGCUGGAUCUAUGGAGUGUUCCGAGAUGAUAAUAAGAAACUACACCCAUGCCUGGUGGACUUCCAGAGCCUGCCAGAACCAGAAAGAAACUACAACCUCCAGAUGUCUGGAGAGACUUUAAAAACACUCCUGGCUCUGGGCUGCCAUGUGGGUAUGGGGGAUGAAAAAGCAGAAGAAAACCUGAAAAAGAUCAAACUGCCCAAAACGUAUGUGAUGACCAGCGGGUAUAAGCCAGCCCCUCUGGAUCUCAGCCAUGUAAAACUCACACCCAACCAGAACCAGCUGGUUGAGAAGCUGGCAGAAAAUGGUCACAAUGUGUGGGCUCGAGACCGAGUGAGGCAAGGUUGGACCUACAGCAUUGUACAGGACAUCAUGAAUAAGCGCAACCCUCGUCUGGUCCCGUAUAACCUGCUGGACGAGAGAACCAAGAAAACGAACCGUGACAGUGUGAACAACGCUGUGCGCACCCUCAUUGGCUAUGGAUACAACAUCGAGCCCCCAGACCAGGAGAGCAGUGGUCAUGCGUUGGACAACACCCGGGGAGAUAAGGUGCGCAUCUUCAGGGCUGAGAAGCAGUACGCUGUGACCUCAGGAAAGUGGUACUUUGAGUUUGAAGCGGUGACCACUGGAGAGAUGAGGGUGGGCUGGGCUCGGCCCAACGUGCGAGCAGGAACCGAACUGGGAGCCGACGAGUUGGCCUACGUCUUUAAUGGAAACAGGGCUCAGCGCUGGCACAUUGGAAACGAGCCGUUUGGCCGGCAGUGGCAGUCGGGGGAUGUCGUGGGCUGUAUGAUCGACCUCGUAGAGAUGAACAUCAUGUUCACUCUGAAUGGGGAGAUGCUGAUUAGUGACUCUGGGUCAGAAAUGGCCUUUAAAGACAUUGAGAUUGGAGAUGGCUUUAUCCCUGUGUGUGCUCUGGGCCUGUCUCAGGUGGGCCGCAUUAACUUAGGCCAGAAUGUUAGCAGCCUGCGCUACUUUGCCAUCUGUGGACUGCAGGAGGGCUUUGAGCCCUUUGCCAUCAACAUGAAGAGGGACAUCACCAUGUGGUUCAGUAAGAGUCUGCCCCAGUUUGUUCCUGUGCCCCCUGACCACAAUCACAUCGAGGUGUCCUGUGUGGACGGUACAGUAGACAGUGCCCCCUGUCUGAAGGUCACACACAAGACCUUUGGCUCCCAGAAUGCCAACACAGACAUGCUGUUCUUUAGACUGAGCAUGCCCAUCGAGUUUUACGAGACCUUCAAAGUGCCUGCAGGCACCACCCCGCUCACCCGUGCCCUGACCAUCCCCGAGGACGAGGUGCUGGAGGUGGAUCCAGACUCAGACUUCGAGGUGCUGAAGAAGUCGGCCAGCCGGAAAGAGCAGGAGGAGAAGGAGAAGGAGCCGUCAGUGCCGAAAGAUAUUCCCGGCCUCAAGGAGAACGACAAGGACACAGCAUCUGAGAAAGGAAAGAAGAAAGGUUUUCUGUUUAAGGCUAAGAAGGCAGCAUUGAUCGCCCCGCCUCCUCCUCCUGUUAUUGUGCCUCGUUUGGUGCAGGAUGUUGUGCCAGAUGACCGUGAUGACCCAGAGAUCAUUCUCAGCACCACUACAUAUUAUUACUCAGUGCGGAUCUUCGCCGGUCAGGAGCCCGCUGGGGUUUGGGUGGGCUGGGUCAGCCCUGACUACCACCAGUAUGAUCUCAACUUUGAUCUCUUCAAAGUGCGCACUGUCACUGUGACUGUGGGAGACGACAGGGGCAACAUUCACGACAGCAUAAAGAGGAGCAACUGCUACAUGGUUUGGGGAGGAGAUUUAAUCAGUGGGUCCCAACAGCGCUUCAGCCAGGAGGACCUGGUGGUUGGCUGUCUAGUUGACUUGGCGACAGGCCUCAUGAAUUUCACAGCCAAUGGGAAGGAAAUCAACACCUUUUAUCAGGUGGAGCCCAACACCAAGCUGUUCCCUGCCGUCUUUGUUCAGCCCUUCAGUCAGAACAUGCUGCAGUUUGAGUUGGGUAAACUGAAGAACAUCAUGCCUCUCUCAGCAGCCAUGUUCCGCAGUGAGCGGAAGAACCCGGUUCCCCAGUGUCCCCCUCGUCUGAAUGCGGAGAUGCUGACUCCGGUUAUCUGGAGCCGCAUGCCUAAUCACUUCCUGAAGCCGGAGGUGGGAAAAGUCAGUGAGAGGCACGGCUGGAUGGUGGAGUGCACUGAGCCGCUCACCAUGAUGGCCCUGCAUGUCCCCGAGGAAAACAGGUGUAUUGACAUCCUGGAGCUCUCAGAGCGUCAAGACUGGCUGAAAUUCCACUACCACACCCUGAUGCUAUACUGCGCCGUGUGCGCACUGGGGAACAACCGCGUGGCCCACGCUCUCUGCAGCCACGUGGAUGAGUCACAGCUCUUCUACGCCAUUGAGAACACCUACCUGCCCGGCCACCUGCGCAGCGGCUAUUAUGACCUGCUCAUCAGCAUCCACCUGGAGUCCGCCAAGCGCAACCGCCUGGGCACCAACCGCGAGUUCAUCAUACCCAUGACGGAGGAAACGCUCAACAUCACGCUCUACCCUGACACUGAGAGGGCUCAUGACCUGCCUGGUGUAGGCCUCACCACCUGCCUGAGGCCCAAGCUCCAUUUCUCUCCUAUCAAUUUCGUGGGCACUGACCCCGACCUGUACACUAUCAGCCCUAUCUUCCCUCUACAGGAGCUGAAGACCAAGGCUCUCAGCAUGCUGACCGAGGCGGUGAUGGACGGCAGUCAGGCCAUGCGUGAUCCAGUAGGAGGCAGUGUUGAGUUCCACUUCGUCCCCAUCCUCAAACUCAUCAGCACUCUGCUCAUCAUGGGCAUCUUCAACGACGAGGACGUGAAGCACAUCCUGAAGAUGAUCGACCCCAACGUGUUCGGAGACGCCAAAGAAGAAGAGGGAGGAGGAGAGGAGGAGGAGGAGGCUGCCGCCAAGGAGGGGGGAGAAGAGGCGAAGGAGGAAGAGGAGGCAGCGGAGGGAGAGGAGGAACUUGUGGAUGAAGGUGUGGGAGAGGAAGAGGAGGAUGAGGAGCUUAAAGCCCUGAAGAAGGAGGAAGGAGAGGAGGGUGGAGAUGCAGAGAAAUCGGAAGGGGAGAAGGGAGGAGAAAAGGUGGAUGGAGAGAAAGCAGAGGAGGAGAAGGAGGCAGAAGAAGGAGGAGGGGAGGGACAGGAGGAGGUGGAGGAAGCUCCAGAGGAAGGACUGCUGCAAAUGAAACUGCCGGAGUCCGUCAAACUGCAGAUGUGCACUCUGCUGCAGUAUUUUUGUGACUGCGAGCUAAGGCACCGGGUGGAGGCUAUCGUUGCGUUCUCUGAUACGUUUGUGAAGAACAUCCAGACCAACCAGCGUGAACGCUACAACGAGCUCAUGAGAGCCUUCACCAUGUCGGCCGCCGAGACUGCCCGCAGGACCCGAGAGUUCCGCUCACCUCCACAAGAGCAGGUUAUUUUGCUGACUAACUUUAAGAACUGCCUGGAUGAUGAGGAGUGUCCGGUGCCUGAAGAGGUGCGGGACCAACUUCAGCAGUUCCACAACGAAAUCCUGAAUCACUGUGGUGUGCAUGUGGAGGAGGAAGAGGAGGAGGAAGAGGUAGAAACUUCACUGACAGGAAGACUGCUGAAACUGGUGGAAAAGGUCAAGGCAAUUCGUAAGAAGGAAGUGGAAGAGGAGCCCGAGCCGGAGGAAGAGCCCAAACCCAGUACGUUGCAGGAGCUGAUCUCCCACACCAUGAUUCACUGGGCCCAGGAGUCCUUCAUCCAGAACCCAGAGCUCGUGCGCAUGAUGUUCAGCCUGCUGCACCGGCAGUACGACUCCCUGGGCGAACUGAUCCGGGCUCUCCCCAAGGCCUACGCCAUCACCGCCAUAUCCGUGCAGGACACCAUGGACAUGCUGGAGUGCCUGGGCCAGAUUCGCUCUCUGCUUAUUGUUCAGAUGGGCCCAGAAGAGGAGAGGCUCAUGAUACAGAGUAUUGGGAACAUCAUGAAUAAUAAGGUGUUCUACCAGCACCCCAACCUGAUGAGGGCGCUGGGCAUGCACGAGACUGUUAUGGAGGUCAUGGUUAAUGUGCUGGGAGGAGGAGGAGACUCCAAGGAGAUUCGAUUCCCCCAAAUGGUGACGAAUUGCUGUCGCUUCCUGUGUUACUUCUGUCGUAUCAGUCGUCAGAACCAGCGCUCCAUGUUCGACCACUUAUCCUACCUGCUGCAGAACAGUGGCAUUGGCCUGGGAAUGCGUGGGUCUACUCCACUGGACGUGGCUGCUGCCUCCUGUAUCGACAACAACGAGCUGGCUUUGGCUCUGCAGGAGCAAGACCUGGAGAUGGUGGUAACAUAUCUCGCUGGCUGUGGGCUGCAGAUGUGCCCAAUGUUGCUUUCUAAGGGCUACCCAGACAUCGGCUGGAACCCCAGUGGUGGUGAGCGAUAUCUGGACUUCCUCCGCUUUGCUGUAUUCGUUAAUGGUGAGAGCGUAGAGGAGAACGCUAACGUUGUGGUACGUCUGCUGAUUCGUCGGCCCGAGUGCUUCGGCCCCGCCCUGAGAGGAGAGGGUGGGGCAGGUCUUCUAGCUGCCAUGGAGGAAGCUAUUAAGAUCUCCGAGGAUCCGGCCAGGGAUGGACCAACGGUUAAGAAAGACAGACGUUUCAUGUUUGGAGGGGAGGAGCAGCACGAGGAGAACAGGGUUCAUCUCGGAAACGCCAUCAUGUCGUUCUACUCUGCUCUGAUUGACCUGCUGGGUCGCUGUGCUCCUGAGAUGCAUCUGAUCCAGGCUGGUAAAGGUGAAGCACUGAGGAUCAGAGCUAUCCUGAGGUCUCUUGUGCCCAUUGAGGAUCUGGUGGGAGUCAUCAGUCUACCUGUGCAGAUUCCAACCUUUGGCAAAGAUGGUCAGCUGGUCGAGCCCAAGAUGUCUGCCAGUUUUGUGCCAGACCACAAAGCCUCCAUGGUGUUGUUCCUGGACAGAGUGUACGGGAUAGAUAACCAGGACUUCUUAUUGCAUGUCUUGGAGGUGGGCUUCCUGCCUGACAUGAGGGCUGCAGCCUCUCUGGACACGUUGGCGUUCAGUACCACAGAGAUGGCGCUGGCUCUGAACCGGUACCUGUGUUCUGCUGUGCUGCCUCUGCUCACGAAGUGUGCCCCCCUGUUCGCCGGCACAGACCACCGAGCCAUCAUGAUCGACUCCAUGCUGCACACCAUAUACAGGCUCUCCCGUGGCCGAGCCCUCACCAAGGCCCAGAGGGACGUCAUCGAGGACUGCCUCAUGUCCUUGGUCAAGUAUCUACAUCCAUCCAUGCUGCAGCAUCUUCUUAGGAGGCUUGUGUUUGAUGUGCCAAUCCUCAAUGAGUAUGCCAAGAUGCCCCUGAAACUGCUGACAAAUCACUACGAGCGCUGCUGGAAGUACUACUGCCUCCCCAACGGCUGGGCCAACUUCGGCAUCACAUCAGAGGAGGAGCUGCAUCUGUCACGAAAACUUUUUUGGGGAAUCUUUGAGUCUUUGGCACACAAGAAAUUCGAUGCAGAGUUGUUCAAAAUUGCCAUGCCCUGCAUCUGUGCCAUUGCUGGUGCCAUUCCUCCAGACUAUGUAGAUGCAAGCUAUUCUGCCACAGAGAAGAAAGCCACAGUUGAUGCUGAAGGAAACUUUGAUCCCAGACCUGUGGAGACCACCAACACCAUCAUUCCAGAGAAACUGGACGCCUUCAUCAACAAAUAUGCAGAGCACACACAUGACAAGUGGGCUUUUGAGAAGAUCCAGAACAACUGGACUUACGGAGAAACGAUGGAUGAAAAUGCCAAGACACAUCCCAUGCUUCGGCCAUACAAGACCUUUUCUGAGAAGGAUAAAGAAAUCUAUCGCUGGCCCAUUAAAGAAUCCAUUAAGGCCAUGCUGGCCUGGGAGUGGACUCUAGAGAAAGCCCGUGAUGAAGGAGAGAAGGCGGAGAAGGCUGCAGCUGCUGCCACCACCAGGAAGAUCUCCCAGACUGCUCAGGCUACAUAUGAUCCUAGCCAGGGUUACUCUCCCCAGCCAAUAGACUUAACCACCAUGGCUCUGUCCAGAGAGCUGCAGUCUAUGGCAGAGCAGCUGGCUGAGAAUUACCACAACACCUGGGGCAGAAAGAAGAAGAUGGAGCUUCAAGCCAAAGGUGGCGGAACCCAUCCUCUGCUCGUUCCUUACGACACUCUGACGGCUAAAGAAAAAGCCAGAGACAGAGAAAAAGCCCAAGACCUGCUGAAAUUCCUUCAGGCUGAAGGAUAUGCUGUCACCAGGGGUCUGAAGGACAUGGAGCAGGAGAUUUCGUCCAUCGAGAAGCGUUUUGCUUAUGGUUUCCUCCAGAAGCUGCUGAAGUGGAUGGAAAUUGCUCAGGAGUUCAUUGCUCAUCUGGAGGCUGUUGUGAGCAGUGGUAGAGUGGAGAAAUCUCCUCACGAGCAGGAGAUCAAAUUUUUCGCUAAGAUUCUGUUGCCUCUGGUGAACCAGUACUUUAAGAACCACUGCCUGUACUUCCUCUCCACUCCUGCUAAAGUGCUGGGAAGUGGUGGCCACGCCUCCAAUAAGGAAAAAGAGAUGAUUGCAAGUAUCUUCUGUAAGUUGGCUGCUCUAGUGAGGCACAGAGUUUCCCUCUUUGGAACUGAUUCUGGUGCAGUAGUUAACUGCCUCCACAUUCUCUCCCGGUCACUGGAUGCCAGGACUGUAAUGAAGUCCGGCCCGGAGAUUGUGAAGGCUGGCCUGCGCUCCUUCUUCGAGAGUGCUGCUGAUGACAUUGAGAAGAUGGUUGAGAACCUCAAACUGGGAAAAGUGUCCACCAAAAGCCAGGUUAAAGGCGUGUCUCAGAACAUUAACUACACCACCAUCGCUCUGCUCCCAGUGCUCACUUCACUGUUCGACCACAUUGCUCAGCACCAGUUUGGAGAUGAUGUGAUCUUGGAUGACUUGCAGAUAUCUUGCUAUCGCCUCAUGUGCAGUAUCUACUCUGUGGGCACUGUUAAGACCCCUCAUGCUGAGAAGAUGAGGCCGGCUCUUGGGGAGUGUUUGGCUCAUUUGGCUGCUGCCAUGCCUGUGGCCUACCUGGAACCCUCCCUUAAUGAGUUCAAUGGCUUCUCUGUCUACACCACCAAAACACCAAGAGAAAGAGCGAUCUUGGGUCUGCCUGAUCAGGUGCAGGAGUUGUGUCUGGACAUCCCUGAGCUGGACGUGCUGAUGAAGGAGAUCGGACACCUGGCAGAGUCAGGAGCUCGCUAUACUGAAAUGCCGCAUGUGAUAGAAAUCACUCUGCCCAUGCUGUGUAACUAUCUUCCCCGCUGGUGGGAGAGGGGGGUGGAGAACUUCCCUGAACAGGAAGGACAGCUGUGCACUGAUGUCACCUCCGAACAACUCAACCAGCUGUUGGGCAGCAUCAUGAAGAUCGUGGUCAAUAACCUAGGCAUUGAUGAGGCCUCCUGGAUGAAGAGAUUAGCUGUGUUCGCCCAGCCUAUUGUAAGCAGAGCCAAGCCAGAAAUGCUGAAGUCUCACUUCAUCCCCACCAUGGAGAAGCUGAAGAAGCGCUCAGGGAAGGUGGUGGCUGAGGAGGAACAGCUGCGCAUGGAGGGGAAGACGGAGGUGGACAGUGAGGGAGGAACUAUCCGUGAUGAAUUUGCUGUGCUCUGCAGAGAUCUCUACGCCCUCUAUCCACUGCUCAUCCGCUAUGUGGACAAUAACAGGGCGAGGUGGCUGACCUGCCCAGAUCCUGAUGCUGAAGACCUCUUCAGGAUGGUGGGGGAAGUUUUCAUUUUUUGGUCCAAAUCUCAUAACUUCAAGCGUGAGGAGCAGAACUUUGUGGUGAUGAAUGAGAUCAAUAACAUGUCCUUCCUCAUGGGUGACAGCAAGAGCAAGAUGAGCAAGGCUGGGGACGGAGAGGGUGGUGGUGCAGACGCAGAACGUACGAAGAAGAAGCGACGCGGCGAUCGCUACUCUGUGCAGACAUCACUGAUUGUAGCAGCUCUGAAGAAACUGCUCCCCAUUGGUCUGAAUAUGUGCUCCCCUGCAGACCAGGAGCUCAUUAACUUGGCCAAGAUCCGCUACUCUCUGAAAGACACAGAUGAGGAAGUGAGGGAAUUCCUGCAGAAUAACCUGCAUCUACAAGGCAAGGUGGAGGACCCCUCCAUGCGUUGGCAGAUGGCUCUGUAUAAAGAGACUUCAGGCAAAGCAGAAGAUGCUGAGAACCCAGAAAAAGUUGUGAAGAGAGUACAGGAGGUAUCUGCUGUGCUGUACCACAUUGAAGUGACUGAACAUCCUUUCAAAUCCAAGAAAAUGGUUUGGCACAAGCUGCUGUCCAAACAGCGCCGCAGGGCCGUCGUGGCCUGUUUCAGGAUGACGCCCCUCUACAACAUCCCGAGACACCGGGGAUCCAACAUGUUCCUGAAUGGGUACAAGCGCAACUGGUUAGAAAACGAGGGAUACUCCUUUGAGGACAAGAUGAUUGAUGAUUUAUCUAAAACGUUGGAGGAGGAAGAAGAGGAGGAAGAGGAGAAGGAAGCAAAGCCAGACCCCCUGCAUCAGCUCAUCCUUCAUUUCAGCCGCACAGCUCUCACAGAGAAGACAAAACUGGAUGUGGAUCAUCUCUACAUGUCAUAUGCUGAUAUUAUGGCGAAGAGCUGUCACAUUGGUGAGGAGGACGAAGGGGGAGAGGAGGAGGGGGGCGAGGAGCCAUCCUUUGAGGUGCGACAGACAGAGAUGGAGAAGGAGAUGGAGAAGCAGAGGCUUCUGUACCAGCAGUCCCGUCUGCACGACCGCGGAGCAGCUGAGAUGGUUCUGCAGAUGAUCAGUGCCUGCAAAGGUGAACCUGGAGCCAUGGUAUCUUCCACUCUAAAACUGGGCAUCUCCAUCCUCAACGGAGGCAACAGUGAUGUCCAGCAGAGAAUGCUGGAUUACCUGAAGGAUAAAAAGGAUGUGGGCUUCUUCUUGAGCCUGCAGGCUCUAAUGCAGACCUGCAGUGUUCUGGACCUGAAUGCAUUUGAGAGACAAAACAAAGCUGAAGGGCUUGGGAUGGUUUCAGAGGAGGGCACAAAUAUGAAGCUAGAACGGGAUGAGAAGGUCAUGGCAGACGACGAGUUCACGUGCGACCUCUUCCGCUUCCUGCAGCUGCUUUGCGAGGGCCACAACAACGAUUUCCAGAAUUAUCUGCGUACACAAACUGGCAGCACCACCACCAUUAAUAUUAUCAUCUGCACUGUGGACUACUUGCUGAGACUGCAGGAAUCAAUCAGUGACUUCUACUGGUAUUACUCUGGGAAAGACAUCAUUGAUGAACCAGGCAAGAGGAACUUCUCCAAGGCCAUGACCGUCGCAAAGCAGAUCUUCAACAGCCUGACAGAAUACAUCCAGGGUCCGUGCACUGGGAAUCAGCAGUCACUGGCUCACAGCAGACUGUGGGACGCUGUGGUGGGCUUUCUCCAUGUGUUUGCACAUAUGAUGAUGAAGCUGGCACAGAUGCACCCCGAUCAAGGACUCCGAAAUGGCGAUACUUUCUGGAGUAGAACACACUCUGAGGAUUCCAGUCAGAUUGGUCUGCUGAAGGAACUUCUGGAUCUCCAGAAAGAUAUGGUCGUAAUGCUGCUCUCUCUACUGGAGGGUAACAUCGUGAAUGGCACUAUUGCUCGCCAGAUGGUAGACAUGUUGGUCGAGUCGUCCAGCAACGUGGAGAUGAUCCUCAAGUUCUUUGACAUGUUCCUGAAGCUGAAGGACAUCGUGGCGUCAGACGCCUUCAUGGAUUAUGUGACAGACCCGCGUGGCCUGAUCUCUAAAAAAGACUUCUCCAAGGCUAUGGACAGCCAAAAGCAGUACUCUCCCUCCGAGAUCCAGUUCCUGCUCUCUUGCUCAGAGGCGGACGAGAACGAGAUGAUCAACUUUGAAGAAUUCGCCAAUCGCUUCCAAGAGCCAGCGAAGGACAUCGGCUUCAACAUCGCCGUGCUGCUCACCAACCUUUCCGAGCACGUCCCUCACGACACGCGCCUGCAGAACUUCCUGGAGCAAGCGGAAAGCGUGCUGAACUACUUCCGCCCCUUCCUGGGCCGCAUCGAGAUCAUGGGCGCCAGUAAAAGGAUCGAGCGCAUCUACUUCGAGAUCAGCGAGGCCAACCGCAACCAGUGGGAGAUGCCUCAGGUCAGAGAGUCUAAAAGGCAGUUCAUAUUCGAUGUGGUCAAUGAAGGCUGUGAAUCGGAGAAGAUGGAGAUGUUUGUCAACUUCUGUGAGGACACCAUCUUUGAGAUGAACAUCGCUUCCCAGAUCUCCGAGCAGGAGGAAGAAGGGAAUGGAGAUGAGGACGAGGAAGAAGAGGAGGAAAGUGGUAAAGGUGGAAACGGAGAGGGAGGAGAAGGAGAGGAAGGGAAUGGAGAGGAGGCCGCGGCUGAGUCCAGCUCAGCAUUCGCAGACUUCAUCAAGAGCGUGGUCAACUUCCUCAACCUGUUCACCUUCCGCAACCUGAGACGACGAUACCGCAGACUGCGGAAAAUGACCAUAAAGGAAAUGAUUGUCGGCCUGGCCACUUUCUUCUUCACCAUCUUCGUUGGCAUUCUGCAUUUCAUCUACAGUGUGUGCAAAGGCUUCUUCAUGCUCAUUUGGAACACUCUGUUCGGAGGCGGAUUGGUGGAGGGAGCUAAGAAGAUGACGCUGACUGAGAUCCUGACUAACAUGCCCGACCCGACUCAGGACGAGGUGCACGGUGACCUGCCACCCGAGCCAGGAGCCAGGAAACUUCAGGAAGCAGGAGGCUCAGGAGAGGGAGAGGAAGCUGGUGGAGGAGAAGAAGAAGGAGAGGAGGGAGAGGAAGGAGAGGACAGAGGCAGACCAGGCUUUGAUACACCCGGAGGACUAGGAGAUAUGGGAGAGACCGAGCCAGAAGAGCCCCCAACACCAGAAGGCACCCCACUACUGAAGAGAAAACUGCUGAGUGAAGGAGCUGAGGGUGAGGAACAAGCAGCAGAAGCAGAGGUGGUAGAAGAAGAACCAGCCCCAGAGGCAGAAAAGGCAGACGCUGAGAAUGGAGAGAAAUCUGAGAAAGAAGCCGAGGCUGCACCAGAAGAAGAGAAGGUGGAGGAGGAGGAGGAGAAAAAAGUAAAGGCCAAAGCUAAGAAAGGGAAAGCAGCUGCUGGGGAGGGCUUCGAGCUCUGGAAUGAGCUGGAGGUUCAGAGGAUCAAGUUCAUGAACUACCUGUCUCGCAACUUCUACAAUCUGCGUUUCCUGGCUCUGUUCGUCGCCUUUGCUCUGAACUUCAUCCUGCUCUUUUACAAGGUGUCCAGUAGCCCUCCAGGCGAGGAGGAGUUUGAAGGCUCUGGAGCGUUUGAGGGUUCAGGACUGUUUGAGGGAUCGGGACUGUUUGAGGGAUCUGGUGGCGAGGCAGAAGGUUCAGGAAUGGAGGAGAACGGAGAUGAGGAUGAUGAAGAAGGGCCUGUUUAUUAUUUCUUGGAGGAGAACACUGGUUACAUGGAGCCUGCACUCGCUUUCUUCAGCAUUUUCCACACCAUCAUCUCCUUCCUCUGCAUCAUCGGCUACAACUGUCUCAAGGUUCCUCUGGUCAUCUUUAAAAGGGAGAAGGAACUUGCACGUAAGCUGGAAUUCGAUGGUCUCUAUGUGACUGAACAGCCCGAGGAUGAUGACAUCAAAGGCCAGUGGGACAGGCUGGUGCUCAAUACACCAACCUUCCCCAACAACUACUGGGACAAGUUUGUGAAGAGGAAGGUGCUUGAGAAGUAUGGAGAUAUCUACGGUAGAGAGAGAAUAGCUGAGCUCCUGGGGAUGGACUUGGCAGCUCUGGAUGUCAGUCAGAUGACGCAUGAGAAGAAGCCUGAACCAGACACCUCUAUGUUCACCUGGCUGACCUCUAUUGACAUCAAGUACCAGAUCUGGAAGUUUGGAGUCGUGUUCACAGAUAAUACGUUCCUGUAUCUGGUGUGGUACCUGGUCAUGUCUCUGCUGGGUCACUACAACAACUUCUUCUUCGCCUGCCACCUGCUGGACAUUGCCAUGGGCGUGAAAACCCUGCGCACCAUCCUGUCCUCCGUCACACACAACGGCAAACAGCUGAUGAUGACCGUGGGCUUGCUGGCUGUAGUGGUGUAUCUUUACACUGUGGUGGCCUUCAACUUCUUCCGCAAAUUCUACAACAUGAGUGAGGACGAGGAUGAGCCGGAUAUGAAGUGUGAUGACAUGAUGACCUGCUACCUGUUCCACAUGUAUGUGGGUGUGAGAGCCGGUGGUGGUAUUGGUGAUGAGAUUGAGGAUCCAGCUGGAGAUGAGUACGAGCUUUAUCGCGUGGUCUUUGACAUCACGUUCUUCUUCUUCGUCAUUGUCAUCCUGCUGGCCAUCAUUCAGGGUCUGAUCAUUGAUGCCUUUGGUGAGCUGAGAGACCAGCAGGAGCAGGUCAGAGAGGAUAUGGAGGUACGUCUUUUCUGAACACAACCACACUGU
Astyanax mexicanus (Mexican tetra) is the source of this 15330-nucleotide messenger RNA. RefSeq names its product ryanodine receptor 1. The record is from RefSeq and is a predicted model, not a curated record. Gene Ontology annotation, molecular function: ryanodine-sensitive calcium-release channel activity; protein binding. The coding region runs from base 235 to 15315 and encodes 5026 amino acids. Gene Ontology annotation, biological process: intracellular calcium ion homeostasis; calcium ion transmembrane transport. NCBI's taxonomy places the organism in Eukaryota, Metazoa, Chordata, Actinopteri, Characiformes, Acestrorhamphidae. Gene Ontology annotation, cellular component: smooth endoplasmic reticulum; calcium channel complex; sarcoplasmic reticulum membrane. The transcript is spliced from 106 exons.